AGGGCAUGAAAUUAAUUCAGAGCAAAAUAGGGCAGCAACGGCAUAUAUACUCAGACAGCAACAACUAUGCAAUUUCUUAGAUGUUCCAACCCGCACCAUAGCUUUAGAAAUAUUGUUUGUCAUUUCUCUUAAUAAAAAGAAGAAACAUGCAUGCAGUUAACAAUCAACAAAGCAGCAACCAAACAGCCGAAAACUCUGAAGGCAGCCCGAGCUUGGGUGCUCCUUUUAUCGAAUCCCUAUCAGACUAUCCGUUUCAUAAACCUACGUCAUAACACGUUGUGUAUAAUUUUGUAUAGACAGCCUGAUGAAAUACAGAGCCUGGAUAGCCCCAACCACCUCACUCGUAUGCAUCAUAGAACAUGGAGGUCGAAAAGCAGUCAGGCCCAUUCUAUUUCCUCUUCUCUCUCAACUCUAAUCCCGUGUCGAAGCGCAUCUCGAUCCCCACCGGCCACCGCCUCCGCUCUGGCCGGCCCCGCCGCGACUCCCCGACCGACGGCGCCACCAGCCGCCGCCGCCCUGACGAGGUCGCGGUUGCUAUCGGCGUCUCCCUGCUAGGCCCUCUCCCCGCGGCCAGAGGAGCUCGUGGUUGUGCGCGUGAGGCUCGCUCGGUCCGUGCCCAUGGCUGUGGUGCGCGCCCCCACGUCGUCCGCAUCAGGUGCUAACAGGGACGGAGCAGGUCGGCGCUGCUGUCUUGGAUAACCUGACCCCAUUCCAGUAGAGGUGACACCAUAGCACUCUUUGUGGAGCUUCGUCCCUGGCUGCUAGGCGAAUAAUGCAGAUCAACAUCACAGAAUGCAUCAUGGCAUGGAUUUCUCAUUUGAGCUGUCAUCUUGAACCAUAAUUUGCGGUAGAUGUGGUGGCAGUAAUGAAUUACUCAAAUAUUGCAUCUAUCCCAAACCAAUUUGUCAAACAGGGGUUUACCGUAAACUCUUGCUGGCUGUGUUGUAUAGCUUGAAUGGCCACUAUGAAGAAGCGGUUCGAAGGAAUGAUGUGAGAGCUAUUGUUCUUACAGGAAAGGGAGGGAUAUUUUCUGCUGGACUCGAUUUAAGUGCCUUUGGUGAUAUUCAGAGAAACAAAUCGGAGCAGCUAAAGGUUGCCUACACGUGGGUUGAUGCCAUGACUGAUAUUCUCGAAGAUGCUGGGAAGCCGUCAGUGACUGCUAUUGAUGGCCUUGCUCUUGGUGCAGGAUUAGAAAUUUCCAUGGUAUGCCAAGCACGCAUUUCAACCCCAAAUGCUCAAUUAGGCCUCUCAGAUUUUCAAAUCGGACUAAUACCUGGAUUUGGAGGAACACAGCGACUUCCGCGCCUUGUUGGACUGACAAAAGCACUUGAAAUGUUGAUGCUCUCAAAGCCAAUUAAAGCUGAAGAAGCUCAUGAGCUGGGUCUAGUCGACGACGUUGUUUCACCAAAUGAUUUGUUGAAUGUUGCUCGCCGUUGGGCUUUGGAUAUCUCUGAGUCAAGAAGGCCAUGGGUCCGAGCGCUCUACAAAUCUGACAAGCUUGAAUCCCCUGAGGAGGCCAGAGAGAUCCUCAAUUUUGCCAGAGUUCAGGCUCGAGAGCAGGCUGCCAAUCUUCAGCAUCCACUCGUCUGUAUCGAUGUUAUCGAAGAAGGAAUAAUUUCCGGGCCCCGAGCCGGGCUUCGAAAGGAAUCCAUUGCUUUCCAGGAAUUAUUUUUCUCAGACACAUGCAAAAGCUUGGUCCAUGUGUUUUUUUCACAGCGUGCAACGUCAAAGGUUCCUGGGAUCACAGACUUGGGGUUGAAGCCUCAGAAGGUAUCUAAAGUUGCCGUUGUUGGCGGUGGACUUAUGGGUUCAGGAAUCGCAACCGCGCUGAUACUGAGCCAUUAUCAUGUCAUACUCAAAGAAGUCAAUGAGAAAUAUCUAAGUGAAGGAAUUGAUAGGAUAAAAGGAAACUUGCAGAGUCGUGUAAGUAAAGGGAAAAUGACCGAGGAGAAAUAUGAGAAGACACUCUCACUUCUUACGGGUGUCCUGGAUUAUGAGAAAUUCAAGAACAUGGAUUUAGUUAUUGAGGCAAUUUCAGAGAAUGUGAAGUUGAAGCAGCAGAUUUUUGCUGAACUGGAGCGACACUGUCCUUCCCACUGUUUUCUUGCCACGAACACUUCCACCAUUGAUCUUAACCUAAUCGGAGAGAAGACAAAUUCCCAAGACCGCAUUGUCGGCGCACACUUCUUCACUCCAGCUCAUAUCGUGCCUCUUCUUGAGAUAGUCCGCACCCCUCUUACCUCUCCGCAAGCGGUUCUCACUAUGCUGAAUGUGGGGAAGAAUAUCAAGAAGACACCAAUAGUGGUCGGAAAUUGUACUGGCUUUGCAGUCAAGCGUAUGUUCUAUCCAUACACUCAGGCGGCACUCUUUCUUGUCGACCGUGGAAUGGAUGUUUACAAGAUCGAUCAAGCUUGUACCAAAUUCGGGAUGCCAAUAGGCCCAUUCAGACUGGCAGAUCUGGUUGGCUUUGGUGUUGCUCAAACCACUGGCAUGCAGUACCUUGAUAACUUUCCGGAGAGGGUCUACAAGUCAAUGCUGAUUCCUCUCAUGAUCGGAGACAAAAGGACAGGUGAAGCCUCCGAAAAGGGGUUUUACAAGUAUGACAGUAACAGGAAGGCAAACCCUGAUCCUGAAAUCACGAACUAUGUAGUGGAGUCUAGGAGAAUGGCAGGAACCACACCUGAUCCCGAGUUGCUGAAGUUGGAUGACGGUGCGAUACCAGAGAUAUUGUUCUUCCCGGUUAUCAACGAAGCAUGCCGUGUCCUGGGCGAGAACAUCGCCGUCAAGGCUUCUGACCUUGACAUCGCCUCCAUAUUUGGCAUGGGUUUCCCAUCAUACAGGGGUGGCAUCAUGUACUGGGCGGAUUCCAUCGGCGCAAGGCGCAUCCACACGAAGCUGUCGGAAUGGGAGGUGAAGUAUGGCCAGUUCUUCAAGCCUUGCAAGUACCUGGCAAAAAGGGCAGCUGGAGGUGUUUCUCUGAGCGCACCAGCGAUGAAGACAAUGAACAGGGCCAUAGGCAAGCUGUAGAUUUUUCUAAAAAACUUUUUGCAGUCGGAAAGGUUCCUACUGCUUUCCAUAUUAAGAGACAAAAGAUGUCUGCAGUUACAUGGUUACAUAUUUACAAAAGAUGGGGGUUUGCCUUUGCCCAGAAGUGAAAGAACAACUAUCCAAAGAAAUCAAAGAGUCUGAGAGAAGUGCAAAAUGAAACUAUGCAACUCUUUCUUAGUUCUAUGGACUAAUAGAGCAAAAAUUUCCUUGAA
Lolium perenne is the source of this 3260-nucleotide messenger RNA. The record is from RefSeq and is a predicted model, not a curated record. NCBI's taxonomy places the organism in Eukaryota, Viridiplantae, Streptophyta, Magnoliopsida, Poales, Poaceae.